AUGGUACGUGGCGCAUGCUUACAGCAGAUCGUACGCGUGCGGUCGAAGGACGGGCAGCUGCGGUUCCAGGUCGAGGCCAGCGAUGAUGCUGCGGUCCUCGUGGCACAGAUCGCCGAGGCCCUGCACACCGACCCGAGCCGCCUGACGCUCUCGGAUGCGCCGGGGAGCGGGGGCCGCGCGGCCAGCGAGCUCGCAGGACACACGCUCGAGGCCCUGGGCAUAAAGUACGCGGCCGCGGCGCCCGCGGCGACGAGCGAUGCGCCACCCACGGCAGCGCCCGGCGCGUCCGUCCAGGAGCAUCCGAUCGAUGUAUACUGGUCGCGAGAGCGGGGCCUGAUUGCCCGUGCACGCGACGCGCAGUUCUGUCGCCACGGCGAGAAAGGCAUGUGCGACUACUGCAUGCCGCUCGAGCCGUACGAUGUGGCGUACCACACCGAGCAUGGCAUCAAGCAUCUAUCGUUCCACGCGUACCUGCGCCAGCAAAACAUUGGCGUCGACACAUCUGCGUCCACGUCUGCCUACGUGCCGCCGCUCGACGAGGAGACAUACCGUGUACUGACGCCCUGCCCGUCCGGGCAGCAUGCGCCGUGGCCUGCAGGCAUCUGCACCAAGUGCCAGCCCUCGGCGAUCACGCUGCAGCGGCAGCCAUACCGCAUGGUCGACCAUGUCGAGUUCGCGCAUCCGGCGCUGAUCGAGGGCCUGCUGGAUAUCUGGCGCAAGACGGCGACGCAGCGGUGCGGUUUCCUGCUGGGACACUAUGAGCCGUACCCCGACGUGCCGAUGGGCAUCAAAGCGGUCGUCGAGGCCAUUACCGAGCCGCCGCAGGCCGGCGACCUGGACGGCCUGACGCUCGGCUGGCCGUGGGACGAGGAGGCGCUUGUGCAGCGCGUCGCUGGGUGGUGUGGCCUCGAGAUCGUCGGCUUCCUCUUCACCGACCUCGAGCCGGCCGAUCCCACCCACACGAACGCGAGUCAGGCGGGCCUUGUGGCGUGCAAGCGCCACGCUACGAGCUUCUUCCUGAGCGGGCAGGAGGCGCUGAUGGCCGCGCAGUGGCAGUCGAUGCACAAGAAUGCGUGCCGCUGGAGCCGCACAGGCGCCUUCAACAGCAAGUUUGUCACCUGUGUGCUGUCCGGCAACCCCGAGGGCGUGAUUGACGUGGCCGCAUACCAGGUCAGUGGACAGGCCAUGGGCAUGGUCGAGGCAGACAUGCUCGAGGCGAGCGUGCACCCGACGACCGUGCGCGUCAAGCCCAGCGCCGACACGCGCUACGUGCCGGACGUCUUCUUCCGGUACAAGAACGAGUACAAGAUCGACGUGAAAGAGAGCGCCGCGCCCACCUUCCCCGUCGAGUACCUGCUCGUGACGUGCACGCAUGGCUUCCCGACGGAUCCCAAUCCGCGCUUCCUUUCGCAUGCGUUCCCGAUCGAGAACCGGCCUGGCCUGCACGACCAGAGCCUGGACGCGGUGCUAGCACAGGUGCGCGCGUGGCCGCACGCCGUGACCGAUGCGUCGGCGCGCGAGGCGUUGGCGCGGUGGCUCAGUGACUGGCACUUGCUCCUCUUCCUCGCGAAGAGCGAGCUGUUCUCGCCGGAGGACAUGCAGGGCCUCUGUGCCGCAGCCACGACGCACGACGCGCGUGACGCACUGGAGCGCGUGCUCGCGUCGCCCGGCUGGCAGACACUCGUGACCAUGGCACAGAUGCAGGCGCCCCCGACGCCGAGCGAGGCGCCGGCGCCGUCCGACGAGGCGAGCCCCGAGGCGUCCGCCGCCUCCAGCAUCGCGUGCCCCCACUGCACCUUCCUCAACGCACCUGGCAGCACGGACUGCGACGUAUGUGGCCUGCCCCUCUCGUAG
Malassezia sympodialis ATCC 42132 is the source of this 1854-nucleotide messenger RNA. RefSeq lists its product as uncharacterized. Gene Ontology annotation, molecular function: ubiquitin binding; ubiquitin protein ligase binding. The record is from RefSeq and is a predicted model, not a curated record. The coding region runs from base 1 to 1854 and encodes 617 amino acids. Gene Ontology annotation, cellular component: nucleus. Gene Ontology annotation, biological process: ubiquitin-dependent protein catabolic process. The transcript is spliced from 2 exons. NCBI's taxonomy places the organism in Eukaryota, Fungi, Basidiomycota, Malasseziomycetes, Malasseziales, Malasseziaceae.